UGCGCGCAACACGACGCCCGAAACGGAAUUAUUCCAUCUGAAAACGACCAAAAAAAAAAAAAAAAAAAACAAAACAUUAACCAGGACAUAUCAACUUUCGUGCUUUUUCUUGCCGAGACGGUUCCAGACACUUUCCGAACAAAGCCGUCCAAGCAAUGAAAACCUGGCGAGUUUCUUUCUUUCUUUCCUUAGUGGUGUUGAACGCGGCAGUGCGCUCUGUGACGUCUGCGGAGCAAGAAUCGACCGAUACAAUUUUUGGAAACUUCCUGGACCCCAUCAAAGACUUGUUUCAGCAGAAGCAUGACGCCAAUCAAACGCUGGUCAGAUUCUCCCUGCGCAGAGCCUCCCGCCCGGAAGAAGACCUGUGCUACAUCCUCCCCGGCCGGGCCGACUCUCUGGCGGCCUGCGCCUUCGACGCCGCCGCCAAAACCUUCCUCGUCGUCCACGGCUGGGCGCUGAGCGGCAUGUUCGAAAGCUGGGUGGCCAAGCUGGUGUCGGCGCUGUAUGAGCGAGAGCGGCUGGCCAACGUCAUCGUGGUGGACUGGCUCCGCGCGGCGCAGAACCACUACGUGGUCGCAGCCCAGAGCACCGAGGCGGUCGGGCGGGAGGUGGCGCGCUUCAUCGACUGGAUCCAGGAAACCACCAACAUUCCUCUUGACAACCUGCAUCUGAUUGGCUACAGCCUCGGAGCUCACGUGGCGGGCAUCGCGGGAAGCCACGCGACCAACAAAGUUGGGAGGAUAACAGGUUUGGACCCGGCCGGGCCCGACUUCGAGGGCGAGCACGCCCGCAGGCGCCUCUCCCCGGACGACGCCGCCUUCGUGGACGCACUCCACACCUUCACCCGGGGCUCUCUGGGUCUCAGCAUCGGCAUCCAGCAGCCUGUGGGCCACGUGGACAUUUACCCCAACGGGGGCAGCUUCCAACCCGGAUGCAACCUGAGAGGCGCUCUGGAAAAGAUCGCCAACUUUGGGAUAUAUGCCAUCUCCGACGCCGUCAAGUGCGAGCACGAGCGCUCGAUCCACCUCUUCAUCGACUCGCUGCUGAACGAGCGGGAGGCGGCCAGGGCCUACCGCUGCGCCAGCAGCGACCUUUUCGACCGCGGCGUGUGCCUCGGCUGCCGCAAGCGCCGCUGCAACACGGUGGGCUACGGCAUCAACAGGGUCCGCAAAGCGCGCAACCUUCUGAUGUACACCAAGACCAGAGCCACCAUGCCCUUCAGAGUUUACCACUACCAGCUGAAGAUCCACUUCUCCAGUAAGGUGAACCGCUCGGAGAUGGAGCCCUCGCUGACCGUCUCGCUGUUCGGAACCAAAGGGGAGGCGGACAACCUGCAGCUUAAACUGAAGGAGAAAAUAGUGGCGAACAGGACGCAUUCCUUCCUGCUGGUGACCGAGAAGAACAUCGGCGACCUCUUGAUGUUGAAGUUCAAGUGGGAGGAGUCGAAGGGCUGGUCAGCCUCCGGCGUGAUGAAGAUGGUUUCUUCCUGGUGGUCCGGCGACUCCGACGCCGCCGACAUGGAGGUGCGCAAAAUCCGGAUCCGGGCUGGAGAGACGCAGCAAAAGGUGGUGUUUUGCCUAAAAGAUCCGUCUUCUCCCAACCUCAAGCAAAUACUUACCUUUGUCAAAUGUAAGGACGCGUGGAGAACAAAUCCAAAGCGCGGUUCCAAAAGAAUAAACCUGAAGGCCCACUGACCCGGCGGAGAAAACCGCCGCCACCCUUUUCUCCAUUUCAGCACUUUGUAAAUAAUUUAUUUGAGGUGUCAUAAUACACACAAAAAAAAGGUAAAAGUCCCACACUGACUUGUAUAUAACCACAGGAGCAUCUCGUUUUUCUUUUUUUAAUUUAAAAUAUUAAAAAUGUUAACACUUUUUGUUGGGUUUAUGACUAACUGGUUCAUUAUUAGCACAAAAGGGAAGCGUCGCUAAUCUUGCUCUACAUGAAUAUGAUAUCUUUUGUGCUACUAAUAUCCUAUUGUGUUGAUAUUUAUAAAGAUCGCUAUCAAACUCAAUGGCUGCUUUUACAUGGACGUAACACCCCCCCCCCCACCCCAUGGAAAUUGAUUGAUUGACCCAAAAAUCAAUAAAGAAUCUAUAUUGUAAAAGGUGCAGGUAGUCGGCCAUUCUCAAAUAUUUUUAUGAUUGUUUUCACGUCCAUGUAAACUUAACCAAUGUCCUCGUCAAUCGUUUGUGUUUAUGUACAGUACAGUAUUCUAUAUGAACUCGAACAACGCAUUCACCACUGUGGGCCCCCCCACGCCCGCAUGUGACUGUGGGACCCGGAUCAGUGUGCCUUAAGCUCAACAAAGAGCUUCCUUGCUACGCCUGCGUUUUAUGGGUGCUUUAUUGUUGCUACGACGACCAAGAAACACGCCGACGGCCUUUCUACUGUCUUGACUCGGUUAUGCCGCUUGAGUUGCAAAACAUUACUACUCGACUGUUACCUCAACAAGCGCGUGACAUUUUUUUGUUUUCAAAUACUUGUGUUGUGGGUUUUUUUUUUUUUUAAAACUGGGUACAUUAGUGAUUAGCAAUAAUAAUAGAAACAUUAGAUAUUGUAUUACAGCCAUGUAUUGCAAUCUGUCUGAAUUGAUGGGUUUAGGGUUAGGGUUUCGGUUAGGUUAUUUUUUUUUUUAUGUUUUUUUUUUUUUAACACGUUUUUUUAAUUCCACCAUUUUACUAUUAUUUUUACGUAUGAAAAAAAAAAGAAUCAAAUUUUGCAUGUGUCAUUCCUGAGGUCAGCCUUGUAAUCAUUGUGACUAUUUUUCCACCUCAAAAACAGAUACACAUAAUUUUUUUUUUUGCAUUUAUUGUAGGAAUGGAUAUUAUAAAACUGUGUACAGAAAGGAUUCGAAGUACUGUAAUUAAGAAAUUAUGGAGUUUUGCAGUAAAAAGCACAGGCUUUGGUACAAUUGUGAAAUGUAGUCCAUUCUCCUUGUACAUACUUGUAAAUAUGCGAACGGCGUAUAGUGUAUAUUUAAUAAACAUCACAUG
Messenger RNA from Syngnathoides biaculeatus (alligator pipefish), 2993 nucleotides. It is a transcript of the gene lpl2a, whose product is annotated as lipoprotein lipase. Gene Ontology annotation, biological process: lipid metabolic process. The transcript is spliced from 10 exons. Bases 156 to 1694 code for a protein of 512 amino acids. Gene Ontology annotation, molecular function: lipoprotein lipase activity; apolipoprotein binding. The record is from RefSeq and is a predicted model, not a curated record. NCBI's taxonomy places the organism in Eukaryota, Metazoa, Chordata, Actinopteri, Syngnathiformes, Syngnathidae.